Acanthosepion pharaonis is the source of this 1002-nucleotide messenger RNA. Lineage: Eukaryota; Metazoa; Mollusca; Cephalopoda; Sepiida; Sepiidae. The record is from the annotation of a GenBank genome assembly.
AUGUCAUACACACAACUUCUUUUCUACAUAAGCCAGACUCUGAAGGAUAUUUUGAUGCAAUCAAAAAAAAUAUUUCGUUGUUUGAAUCAAGCAAAAUCUGAAAAAUUCAAGUCUGUUGCCUUCCCUGUAAAUGAGUCAGGAUAUAUUGGAGACAUUAUUUUACAGUCUUAUUUUGAGGUAUUAACAACCUACAAUGCUGAUUAUCCAAAACAAAUCUAUUGCAAAAAAACCUUGGACAAGUGUGGGCAUUCAUUCUGUUCUGCUUGCAUCGACCGCAGCUUCUCUGCAGUCGGACCUUACUGUCGAGUUUGCCAGACAGUUUAUGGCAAAGAAAUUGGACAACAACCUCCAGGAAGAAUGUCAGUCAAAAAAGAAAUCUGUUCUUUGCCAGGAUUUUCAGGUUGUGGAACAUAUGUUUUGGAUUAUUAUUACAUACCCGAUGGUAACCAAAAGAAGGGACAUCCCAAUCCUGGAAAGAGAUUCUAUGGCACAAGUCGGACUGCUUAUCUACCAGCUAAUAAGGAAGGAGAAACUGUCUUGAAAAUGCUUCAGAAAGCCUUUCUGCAGAAAUUAAUUUUCACUGUUGGCACCUCCAAAACAACCAACAUGCAAGACACUGUCACUUGGAAUGAUAUACACCACAAAACCAGUAGAUAUGGAGGCCCUUUUCAAUUUGGAUAUCCAGAUCCAGAUUAUCUGAAAAGAGUGUCUUCAGAAUUAGAGGCAAAAGGAAAAGUCAGCAUGUAUAUCUAUCUAUCUAUCUAUCUAUCUCAAUCUGUUCAUAUCUGUCAUAUCUGUUCAUAUCUAUCUAUCUAUCUCAGUCUGUUCAUAUCUUUCUAUCUAUGCAAUUGUUUCUAUUUAUCUAUACACAUAUGUUUCUAUCUAUGCACUUAUGUUUAUCUAUCUGUCUCUUCAUAUCUAUUUAUCCAUCUCAGUCCGGUUUUAUCUAUCUCUCUAUGCAAUUCUGUAUCUAUCUAUCUAUCUAUCUAUCUAUCUAUCUAA